AUGACCUCCGUGACCCUCCGCCCCGCAACGCGCGCCGACGUCCCUGCCCUCGCCUCCGUCGCCGACGCCGCAUUCCGGACGGACGCACACACGCAGCUCAAAGCCGCCCUCCGUGGCGUGGGUAACUUCGCCGAGGGCAUGGAGCAGGCGUUGCUGGCGUGGGUGGACCACCCGAAAGUCGACGUCGUCGUCGCCGAGGACCCAGCGAGCGGACAGCCCGUGGGAUGGGCCGGUUGGGUCCGGAGGGGUUUCGCGGGGGACAUCGAUCUGCCCCUGGACGAUGGCGACGACAACCUGUCGGCGGAGCCGACUGUCGCGACUCAUCUCACCGGGGAAAAGAAGGGGAAGCGGACGGUGAAGGACCUAGAGGACCUGACGAACGCGUCGAUGGGCUACUGGGUCCGGAGGUUCAUGCCCGAGGGCUCGAGAUGCAGGUUCUUGUGCAGCUGUGUCGUGCACCCGGCGUUCCAGGCGCGGGGCUUCGGGUCACAGCUGAUGCGGUGGGGGACAGACAAGGCGGACGCGGAGCCCGGGGUGUAUUGCUGGGUGCAGUCGUCGAUGGGCGGCAGGGCGUCGUUCGAGAGACAGGGGUUCCGGGAGGUGGGCAGGCUGGAGGCAAACUUGGAUGACUUCGCCGAAGGGACAACGCCGGGCGACGGGAACGGACACAUCACGGGGAGCAAAGACUCUUGGGGGAACUAUGUUUGGGUGUAUAUGAGAAGAGACGCGAGGGCGUGA
This is a messenger RNA of Colletotrichum higginsianum IMI 349063, 738 nucleotides long. Its product is annotated as Acetyltransferase. Bases 1 to 738 code for a protein of 245 amino acids. The record is from RefSeq and is a predicted model, not a curated record. The transcript has a single exon. Gene Ontology annotation, molecular function: acyltransferase activity, transferring groups other than amino-acyl groups. NCBI's taxonomy places the organism in Eukaryota, Fungi, Ascomycota, Sordariomycetes, Glomerellales, Glomerellaceae.